Messenger RNA from Coccidioides immitis RS, 339 nucleotides. RefSeq lists its product as uncharacterized. The record is from RefSeq and is a predicted model, not a curated record. NCBI's taxonomy places the organism in Eukaryota, Fungi, Ascomycota, Eurotiomycetes, Onygenales, Onygenaceae. The transcript has 3 exons. Bases 1 to 339 code for a protein of 112 amino acids.
AUGAUCGAGGCAACGACAUUGAACGGGAUUGCAAGGCAGGCUUUUCGAGCAGGGAAUAGGAGUGGCUCGUCACCUGGCCAGGCAGUUGCAAAGACCAAAGGUCCCCGGGAGCAGAUUUGUUGGCUGAAGGAUGAAGGAAAUAUUCCGCUGUCACUCGGCCGGUGGUUCUCUAUUUACCUCUGCGAACUCCGCGAAUACACUUUCCAUCCACAUCGCCGAGAGGGGUUUGGACACAAUUACGAAUCUCAAGUGAGCGCCUUUCAGCCAGAGCUAAUCGGGGCCGAUAUCCGGGAGCCCAAGCAACCAAACACCGAGGCUAGGCUCUGCUUUACCAAUUAG